This is a messenger RNA of Botrytis porri, 306 nucleotides long. RefSeq lists its product as uncharacterized. The coding region runs from base 1 to 306 and encodes 101 amino acids. The record is from RefSeq and is a predicted model, not a curated record. NCBI's taxonomy places the organism in Eukaryota, Fungi, Ascomycota, Leotiomycetes, Helotiales, Sclerotiniaceae. The transcript is spliced from 3 exons.
AUGGUUGUGGCUGCAAAUGGGAAAAAAGUCCAUAAAGUAGGCAAGAGACUCACGCGCGGCAAACAACUUAGCGAAGAACAAGCAGUCGAAAUCAGAAAGCUACGCUUACGGAGACUUCAAAGAAUCAAGAAGCAAAAAGCUGACCGAAUGAUUACAAGAAUGCUAGGGAAAUUGAGUAUGAAUCCAACUAUUGAGAAGAAAAGAAAAAGAACAAUCAACCGACGAAGCGAGAAAGUGAUUUCAAGAGUCUGGGAUCAAUUUCAUAAUGUUUUUAUUUCGAAGGGUUAUAGUCAAAAUGUUGUUUAG